Tarenaya hassleriana is the source of this 1237-nucleotide messenger RNA. Its product is annotated as leucine-rich repeat extensin-like protein 6. Gene Ontology annotation, molecular function: protein binding. The record is from RefSeq and is a predicted model, not a curated record. Lineage: Eukaryota; Viridiplantae; Streptophyta; Magnoliopsida; Brassicales; Cleomaceae.
AUGACAACAUUACGUUCCGACAACGUCGGAUCCUUCAUCCGACGCCACUUCUCGGCGGCGGCGGUCGUAGUGGCUUGUCUCGUCAUCUUUCUCGCCCGGCCGGCCCACCAAACUUUCCACUUCGGUCCUCGUCUUCCCACUAACCCGUGUUCCGGUCACGGUUCUUGGUUUCCGCCUAUCGCAAACCCUAGACUCUUGAAGGCUUAUACCGCUGGAGAAAAGUUCGAAAAAAAAAAAACUGAGCCCGGUCAGCCGGAGAAUUGGUGCGGUCCACACGUUUGUAACUAUACCGGUGUAUUCUGUGCCGCCGCCCCGGACGAUCCUUUCACCUUAACCGUGGCCGGAAUCGAUCUAAACCGAGCCAAUAUCGUCGGCUCUCUUCCCCUAGAACUCGGUCUCUUGAACGAUCUCGCCUUGUUUCAUCUCAACUCAAACCGUUUCCAUGGGGAAUUGCCGAAAACCCUAAAGUAUCUCCGGUUUCUCAACGAGCUCGACGUUAGUAACAAUAAAUUCUCCGGCGGCUUUCCGGACAUAGUUUUCUCGUUACCCUCUUUGAAGUUUCUCGACAUAAGGUACAACGAGUUUUACGGAGACGUUCCUAAGGGAGUUUUCGACUUAAAGCUCGAUGCUUUAUUCAUUAACGACAACAAGUUCCGGUUUAGUUUACCGGAAAACAUCGUUAACUCUCCGGUUUCAGUUCUUGUCUUGGCCAACAACGAUCUCUAUGGAUGCAUACCUCCGAGCUUUUACAAAAUGGGGAAUACAUUGCACCAAGUGAUCCUCUCGAACAACCGACUAACCGGUUGUCUUAACCGGGAGAUCGGUUCGCUUAACCGGUUAACGGUUUUCGACGUGAGUUUUAACAACUUGGUUGGUCCAUUGCCGGAGACGAUGGGAGAAAUGAAGAACUUGGAGCAAUUGAACGUUGCCCACAACAGAUUCUCUGGCGAGAUUCCGAAGAGCAUUUGUAUAUUGCCGAAGCUCGAGAACUUUACGUAUUCGGAUAACUUUUUCUCCGGCGAACCGCAGGUUUGUCUGAACCUCCGGAACUUUGAUGACCGGAAAAAUUGUAUCCCUCACCGACCAAUGCAACGGUCGUACGGUGAAUGCAAGAGUUUCUAUGCUUAUCCUAUUGAUUGUGGUUCCUUCGGUUGCUCCCCUCCCAGUCCUCCGCCGCCGCCGCCGGUGCUGUGUCCACCGCCACAGCCGGUACAUUACGAGGCUCCGUGAAAACAAA